Wyeomyia smithii (pitcher-plant mosquito) is the source of this 1592-nucleotide messenger RNA. RefSeq names its product RNA-binding protein 39-like. Gene Ontology annotation, biological process: mRNA processing. Bases 212 to 610 code for a protein of 132 amino acids. The record is from RefSeq and is a predicted model, not a curated record. Lineage: Eukaryota; Metazoa; Arthropoda; Insecta; Diptera; Culicidae. Gene Ontology annotation, molecular function: RNA binding. The transcript is spliced from 2 exons. Gene Ontology annotation, cellular component: nucleus.
UUCUUUAGCGUCGGUAAGGUAAGGGAUGUGUGACUGAAAUCGUGCAACAAAGCAAGGCGUUUCGAAGGUUAAGUUUAAAGGUCCAGAAUCGGUCGCAUUGGGCUAUCCGGUCAGCGACUACUUGGAGUCCCCAUCUCGGUUCAACAUAUACAGGCAGAAAAAAAUCAGUUGGCUAAUUCUCCACCGGCCACCAAAAGUUACAGCAGGUCCAAUGCGACUUUACGUUGGUUCGCUACAUGUCAAUAUCACUGAAGAUAUGCUCCGUGGUAUAUUCGAGCCAUUCGGAAAAAUAGAUCACAUUCAAGUUUUUAUGGAUUCUAACACUGGUCAAUCUAAGGGUUAUGGUUUCAUAACAUUCCACCAUGCAGAUGAUGCUAAGAAAGCAAUAGAAAAGUUGAAUGGUUUAGAGGUGGCUGGACGACCAAUGAAGGUUGCUAAUGUAACCGAACAGCUGGAUGUUACUACUCACGCAUCGCUCGACACUGACGAGAUGGAUCGCAGUGGUAUUGACCUCGGUAACGCAGUACCUCGAGCAGCAGCAGACACGCCGAUUGACACCCAGUAUUUAGAGCUGAAAUUGCCGAAUGUUCCGUCAGAUUUUAAAAGAUAACAGCAUAACCACAUGACUGAUAACAAUAACCAAUAUGUUGUUGGAUAGAUAAAAUGUUGGACAAUUUUGUGAUACACUACUAAUUGGGUUGUUUAGCUAUUCACGGAUUUCAGAUUUUUAUACAUCAUCUGAAAGAGUGUAAUUUUCUGAGAAAAACGUUGAUCGAGCCAAGUCGGAUCGUAAUGCCAGAACCGAAGGGUUUUCUUCGCCAAAAACUAGUGGCAGUCAGAGGCUAAGUGCAUUUGCAUUUACUAAAGCGCGUCCGCGUUCACUGACGGGGAGGUGCAAUUGAGGCCACCUUCUAAUAGGAAAAUUUAGCCUUCUAGGCUUCACUUUAGGAUCCUUUCGGCCUUUCCCACUUUACGCCGAUUAAAGUAGUGGAUAAGGCCAAUCUUCUGAACAAGGACUUAACUUCGAGUUGGUUUACACGAUUACUUUGGGACUAUGGAUUAAUAUCGAACUGAACGCUUUGACCUUUUAAUUUCGACUAAUUUAUUGCUCUCGAUCAGAUAUGAUCGAUGACCGUUUGAGUUUCAUCCACGUAUGCAUGUGUGGAUGGCCCUAUCAACUAGAGAGUAAUUUCUCUCGUGUUAUCAUUUUAUCUCACAUUGAAAGUAGGUUCAUUAGAUUGUAAGUGUAGUUGUUUAGAAUCUAGUAUAUAACGCAGUAGCUUUAAGGUAGGUUAACAAAUUUAGGUGUAAGAUACAAAAUAUGUUUAGAAUAUAGUAUAGGUUUAGCUUUAGAGUACACUACAUGUUUAUGCCAAUUGGCAAUCUAGCGGAAGUAUUCAACAUUCCGGCCACCUUUGAGAUAUUCUAAAUAUUCAACAUUUCUCCGUCUCACUUCUUUGGCUCCAUUAGUCGUAACAUUAGUGUAAAUGGAAUGCAUCUUGAUGACAUCUUGCAUAGCUGCUCCUGGAUGCAGCUUGGGUUCGAGGAUGACUCUAGGAUGAACAGAUCUCCCAUCGUUCGCCGAGAAAAAU